Molecule: messenger RNA, 3450 nt
Organism: Dama dama (fallow deer)
Lineage: Eukaryota; Metazoa; Chordata; Mammalia; Artiodactyla; Cervidae
Product: polycystin family receptor for egg jelly-like
Exons: 2
Coding region: 1-3450 (1149 amino acids)
Biological process (GO): detection of mechanical stimulus
Cellular component (GO): membrane
Molecular function (GO): calcium ion binding; calcium channel activity
Source: RefSeq, a predicted model, not a curated record
AUGACAGGAGUCGAGGCCACGGGUGACGGGAUUGAGAUCCCACCUGAUGCAGUGGAAGUGUAUCUCAUCAGGAAAAACCUGAGCUUUGGAACUUUUAAUCUCACGGUGGGGCCCAGCUCAGAGCCUUAUGCAGUGGAUGAAUCAUUGAGAAAGACGACAGGGGCGUUUAGCUUUGUUGUGGACUGUACAGCAGGGAGGGACGUGUUGAUCCACAUCAUGGCAGAAGUGUCCGUGUUGUUCACGGUGUCUGUGUACGCGGGCCGUGAGAUCACACCCAACUCUUUUAUGACCAGCUACCUGGUGCCCCAUAAAAUCCCUCCAAUUGCCAACGAGAGUGACCUGUUUGACCCGGAGUGUCCGGUGAAGGAGGCCCGAGUGGUCUGUCUCCCCGCGGCCCUGCUGCAGCUCAUAGCUCAGCGAACCGCUUCCUCCGAGUGCACCGUCGGCGUGCUUCUACAGGCACCUCGCUUCGUCCUAAAGCGCAAUAACAAGUUGGUGAGAAUUUCUGUUUUCAGCAUUACAUGCCUGAAUAUGUUUGGGAUCCAGAGCGAUUGGAGAGAAGACACCUGCAUUGUUGGAGAGAGGACCACUUGGCAAAGAGUGCACUGUGUCUGCAAGAACCCGCGGCGGGCCAAGCGGCAGCUGGAUAUAAUCAAACAGGCCAACCUUCACCUGCGUACCCACUAUUUGACGGCCAAGGUGAUCGUGGUCCCUAACCCUGUGGAUUUACACUUGGAGGUCAUCAAGAAGAUCACCCAAAACCCCGUGACCCUCUUCACUGAGAUCGAAGCAGAGCCACAGGAGCAGAGGUACAUCAGGUCGAUGGUGAUCGGAUUGGAAAGUGCCUUUAUUACCCUCCCUGUGCAACUAGUGAUCACAUCUUUGUUCAUCUAUUCCCAGAGGAGACCUCUUGUAUCUCUAAAUGAGGUCACUCCUCGGAAGCAUCCUUUGAAGCCAGCUGCAAAUGAACACUGGGAAGAACGGCUGGGAAAGUGGCAUGCAUACGAAAUUAACAAGACACACUCCCAGGAGCCUGAGAAGUCUAACAGCCAUCCUGCAAAACCCAAGUCUUCUGUCGAGGUCACCUCUAAAGGACAGCCCCCGCCCAAGCAAGCAGAAAGCAAGGUCUCUGGCACCCAAAAGAAGAUAUCAGGCACCCAAAGCAAGGUCUCCAGGCCCCAAAAAGAUGUCUCCAGGACACAAAGAAAGGUCUCCGGCACCCUGAGAAAGGUCUCCGACACCCCAGGAAAGGCCUCUGGCACCCAAAGAAAGAUCUCUAGGGCCCAGGAGAAGAACAAAAACACCAAUAACCCAAAUGUUGAAGACAAUCAAAGCGUUUCUUCCGAGGAUCUGCCUCCCCAGCCAGGUUCGCGAGCCCUCAAAGAGAAGCCCAGGAUGGUCCUGCCACGGUGCUGCGUUAGUGUGGCCUGGCUCCUAGUUUUUCUCACCUGUGCAGUAUCCUCCUACUUCAUCAUAUUUUAUGGACUGACUUACGGCCUCGAAAAGUCAAUAGCAUGGCUGUUUGCAUCGUUCUGUGCAUUCACCUUGUCAGUCUUUCUAGUGCAGCCAUCUAAAAUCAUGCUUUUGUCAAGCUACAGGACAAGUGCAGCCAAGUAUUCGAAGAACCUUUCGUGGAUCAGCAACUAUCACUUCACUGAGAUCAAGCUGCAAAACCUCUGGAAGGACCCAGAAGAAAUGGACAGACGCCACCAGUUCGUCAUGGAGCUUCGAAACUCAAGGAUGUACCAGCCUCUGACCCAAGAUGAAAUCACAAUAUUCAAAAGAAAGAAGAGGAUCAAGAGAAGAGCUUUCCUGUUCCUUAUUUACAUCCUCACUCACUUCAUCUUUCUGGCUCUCUUGCUGAGCCUAGUCACAAUCCUACGCCCCACUGACAGCUUUUACUACAAUCAGUUUAUUCGUGACCAGUUCUCUGUGGAUCUGGCAGGCGUGACCAGGCUGGAAGGCAUCUAUCAGUGGCUGAAUGGGGUGCUGUUGCCUCUGCUCCACAAUGACCCAAAUCCCACGUUUCUCCCUGACAGCUCCUCUAAAAUCCUUGGCCUGCCGCUGAUGAGGCAGGUGAGGGCGCAACCUGGAGAGAUAACGUGUCUGCCGGCCAAGAAAUUUGUGGAGGGCAGCCUCAAAGGAGAGAUUCGCUGUCACCCCGAAUAUGGGAUGGACCCAGAAGACACAAAAAACUACUCUGGGUCAUGGAAUAAAGUUAGCAAGCGGGACACUGACAAGACGACCAAAGGGUUUACUUAUAAGCCUCCAGAGAAGAGAUGGGCGUACGCUUCCCAUGGGCUGCUGCAUACCUACGGCUCAGGAGGGUACACCUUCUACUUUUUUCCGGCAGAGCAGCAGUUUAAUUCCACACUGAGGCUCAGCGAACUCCAGAAAAGCCACUGGCUGGAUGAGAAGACCUGGUCUGUGAUUGUGGAACUGACCACCUUCAAUCCAGACAUCAGUCUCCUCUGUAGCAUCUCGGUCAUCUUCGAGGUCUCUCAGUUAGGUGUUGUGAACACUAGCCUGAAUGCUCACUCCUUCUCGCUCACUCAUUUCAACAGAAAAUACUCAGAAGAAAUCUACUUGUAUGUGGCUAUCUACCUUUUCUUUCUUGCCUAUAUUGCCGAUGAGGUCAAUGUCAUCACGGAUGAAUGGACCGCCUACGUGAAAAGUGUAUAUAAUUGGGUCAGCUUUGCUCUUAAAUUCUUCCUUGCCUUGUUGAUCGUGUUCUUUUUCAGGAAGUACUUCUUGGCCAUCGGUGUAGUUCGGGCUUACCUGUCAAAUCCCGAGGAUUUCAUUCCCUUUCAUGCAGUGGCUCAAGUGGAUCACACCAUGAAGAUGAUUUUGGGUUUCCUGGUAUUUCUGACGGUCCUGAAGACGCUCCGGUAUUCCAGGGUCUUUUACGAUGUGCGUCUGGCUCAGAGGGCCAUCCAGAUUGCCCUUCCUGGCAUCUGCCACAUGGCAUUGAUGCUGUCUGUGUAUUUCUUUGUCUUCAUGGCAUUCGGCUACUUGGUGUUCGGGCAGGACGAGUGGAACUACAGUGACAUGAUCCACGCCACCCAGACGGCAGUUUCCUACUGUGUCUCAGCUUUUCAGAACACUGAAUUUUUCAAUAACCGGGUUCUCGGGAUCCUCUUCCUCUCAUCUUUCAUACUGGUGAUGAUCUGCAUAUUGAUCAACUUAUUUCGUGCUGUGAUUUUGUCUGCCUACGAGGAAAUGAAGCAGCCCGUAUAUGAGGAGCCCUCAGAAGAGGCGGAAGCCAUGACUUACCUGUGUCGCCGGCUACGAUCUGCUUUUUGCUGCCUGUGCUUCAAACCCAGGGCAGAAGACGAACCCAAGUUCUUCAUCAACAUGGUGUAUGGGCAGCCAGAGAAGAACAGCCGCCGCUACCUGGGGCUGAAGACCAGGAACAUUAAUGGGAAGAAAAUGGUUUACCUCGUCGUGUGA